AUGGAUUCUGGUGCUAGUGCGAGGAGUAGUACCUCCCGACGUCGACAGCAACGCAUGGCUUGCGACACCUGUCGGAGGCGAAAGACCAGGUGCAACGUGGUGGAGACAACCCCCUGUUCGGUCUGCGCCAGGUCGAAGAUCCCCUGCAGGUCCACCCCUGAAUGGUCACGGCCAAGGUCUCGACGACGGCGGUCGACGCAAGUCCAGUCGGAUCCGGUUGAGCCAGCGGCUGCACCAGAAACGACUAGUCCGCAUCCUAUGCCCAGCGAGGCACAUCAGGAAAGACCCACAGACGGCGGGUUCACUGAUGAGUCUCCGCCGGAGCUGGCACCCAUCGUGACGGAGCGAGAUCGCGUCGUCGACGGGCUCGCGAGGAAUGUCCUUAGCCAGUUCUAUCAACGCGGGGUAGAUUCCACGCAUUGGACGGUCUUUGCGGAUUCGGAUCACAUCCGUCUGGCGUACAUGGGAACGGCGACCUCUAACAUUGCCCAUCUGAUUAGUCUGAAGCGCGUGGCGCAACCGUCCCUGCAUUUUCCCUAUCCGCCCAUUCGGCCUCCGCUUCCUUGGAAGCCGGAGGGGAUCUGGGGAUCUCUGAAUAAUAUUGACAUCGCGCAUGAUACGGCCCGCUUUCCGGCGCAGGAGAUCCGGGAUGCGCUCGUGGACGCCUUCUUCGAGAAAAUAUUUCCUGGCUUCCCAAUCGUCGACGAGAUCACGUUUCGCCGACAGUACGCAAGUCGGACUAAUCCCCCGCCAUUGUUGCUCUUCCAGGCGGUUCUUCUGGCCGGCUCACAUGCCUGUGAGCACCCCACCGUGGCCGCAUCCCGCAUGGUGGUGAAGAGGACUCUUUUUCGAAGAGCGUCGAUGCUAUUCCACAUCCGACAUGAGAACGACCGUUUGCAAAUGGCCCAAGCGGCUUUGCUUUUUGUAUGGCACUUAGAGAACUCGGACUCGGUGUGCGGCGGGAGCUACUACUGGCUAGGGAUCGCCCAGCGCAUCGCCUUCGGCAUGGGCAUGCACCGUGAUCUAUCCCGCCAGGCCAGCAGUCGCCUACCUGCCUGGGAGAGGCGGCUGAACCGACGGAUCUGGUGGACGUUGUUUCAGAUGGAGGUCUUCUCCUGCCUUGAGCAUGGGCGUCCAUGCAUGAUCAAUUGGAAUGACACCGAUCAGUCCGCUUUGGAGCUGCAAGAUUUCAUCGAUGAUGAGUCCGAACGCGUCAGUGAGCGAGUGCAGCUCCACUACAUCACCAGGAAUAUCGACAUCGCGGUGAUUGGGUUCCGUAUCCUCCAAGUCAACGCUCCCUCGGUGCCGUCAGAGGAGAUCGCAGCUUUGGUCCCUUCGAUCGAAAAGUCCCUUGUCAGCUUUGCGCUGGAUCUUCCCCCGAUGACCGAUUUCUGGUCCUGUCAACUGCGGAUGCACUACAACCUGGUCCUUAUCCACCUCCAUCGGCCCCAAUCUGCGACGAGUCCACCCAUCUCCCGAUCCCCCAACUGCCAAGAAAUCUGUCGCGAUGCAUCCCAGGCCAUUCUAUCCUGUCUCGAGACCAUCGUCCAUCGAGGAUGGACGGGUCAGUGCUUAUUUACCGCUGUUGCGGCCGUCAUGGCCGGCGCGAUUCAAAUGUCUUUGGAUGCUCGACAGUCGCUCCAGCAAGGCAGCUUGGUGCUGGCGCUGAACGCCCAAGACCGCCUUGCGCGGCUUCUGCGCUGCGCCCGUGUGCUAGAGAACUUUUGGCCCAGCGCAGGCGCGGUCCAUGGCCUUUUUGAUCAGCUGUCGGCCGAGCUCAAGGAUCUGGCGGCACGGACCCCUCAGAGCUCUCCGAACUAUGUCGAUGUUCCGCAAGGCAGCGAAUUGCCCGUAGAGUGGAUUCUCGAAAACCCCACCGAUCUGUUUAACUUCGCUGUGCCUCCCGAUCUUGUUCCUGGGGACUGGAUGAAUGAUGCAUGUUUCCUGAACGGUUCUCUUGGCUGA
Molecule: messenger RNA, 1965 nt
Organism: Aspergillus campestris IBT 28561
Lineage: Eukaryota; Fungi; Ascomycota; Eurotiomycetes; Eurotiales; Aspergillaceae
Product: Zn(II)2Cys6 transcription factor
Exons: 2
Coding region: 1-1965 (654 amino acids)
Biological process (GO): DNA-templated transcription; regulation of DNA-templated transcription
Molecular function (GO): DNA-binding transcription factor activity, RNA polymerase II-specific; zinc ion binding; DNA binding
Source: RefSeq, a predicted model, not a curated record